AUGGAAAAGAUGGAAAAAAAUGAACAGAUUGAACAGAUUGAAAACGAAAAGAAUAAAUUAAUAAAUUUGGAAAAAAAUAAUGAAGAAAAAGAAAUAAACAUGUUAUGUAUGGAAAAUUUUGAAGAGAAAAAAGAGAGUAAUAUAAUAAAAAGAUAUUCAAAAUAUAAUUUAUUAGAAGAAUCAAAUAUAAAAAAAAAACAAUCUUUUAAGAACAGACAAACAUGGGGUAGCUUAUCAAAUAUAUCAAAAUAUUCAUCAAGUUAUAAUAAUAAUAAUAAUAAUGAUAAUAUUGAAAAAAAAAAAAUAUUAAUUAGUUUGGGUAAUAAUAGUUUUGGACAAUUGGGAUGUGAAAAAAAUAAAAGAGUUGGGUUUAUAGAUAUUUCUUCAAUUCCUAUAAAAAAAAAAAAAUCAAAAAAUAUUAAAAAUAAUAAAAAAGAAGAAAAUUGUAAAAAAAUAUAUAAAAAAUUUAAUAAUAUAUUAAAUGAAAUAAAAAAGAGAAACAUAAAUUCUAUACAAACAUAUGAUAUGAAUAAAUCUCUUUGUUGUGAUAAUUUGCAAAAACAAAUAUUAACAAGACAUGCUAGCCAUUUAUCAUUUUUUACAUUAAAAAAAAAAAAAAUUGAAGAAAAAAAUUAUGAAAAACAUCAAAUUGGUACUGAACUGUAUAGGAAUUUAUUUACACGAUUUAGAGAUGAUGGUGUAGAAAGUGAGGUGGGGUGUAAUAAAAAAAUAAAUGAUAGUUGUGUCGAGACGAAUAGGAAGCGGAGCAGUAGUAGUGCCUUGAUUGAUAUGGGCCGAAGCAGUAGUGUCUUUAAUGAUAUAGACCGAAGCAGUAGUAGUGCCUUGAUUGAUAGGAAUUGUGCUAAAAUUGCAAAAUGUGUGAAUGUAAGUGAAAACGAAAAAGAGGAAAAUGUUUUUUUCCUAUAUGAUAGUGAACUAGAUUACAAAAAAAAAAUUUUAUCAAAAAGGUUAUCUGAAUACGAUGAUUUUUUAUUGGUAAAUGAAAAUAUGGGGGGAAGUGUUAGAGAAAAAGAAUAUUUUGAUCCAAAGGAAAUACGAUGUGGAAAAUUUCAUUCAGGAAUGGUAAGUAAACAAGGGUUUGUAUGUUUAUGGGGAUUAAAUAAUUAUGGACAAUUGGGUAUUAACUAUAAAAAAUCUAUCUAUACAGAAUAUAAAGAAAUUGGAGAAAAAAAUAAAGUAGGAAAUAAUUGGUAUAUAGAUAAACUGUUUAAAGAUGAUAAGAAGAAUAAAUUAGAUAAAAAUAAAAGUAUUUUUUCUAUAUUUAAUAAAAAAAAAAAAAAAAUAUGGCCAUAUAUAUAUAAAUUAACACCAUUAAAAUAUUUUGGAUAUAAACAAAAAGUAAAAAAUAUAAGUUUAGGUUCAUAUCAUACAAUGAUUCUAACUUAUUGUGGAUUUGUUUUCACAUUUGGUUGUAACAAAAAAGGACAAUUAGGGUUAACAAAUCGUUAUGAUAAAAAAAUAAAAUAUACAAGUAAACCAUUUAUGAUUCCUUUAAAUAACAAAGGUUUUAAAAUAAAAAAAAAUAAUAAAUAUAAAAAUUGUGAUGUUACUACUUCAAGAGAAGAUAAUAUAAAAAAUGUGUGUAAAAAAAGUGAUAAAUUUUUUUUUAAUGAUAAUUAUAAAUAUCCAAAAAUUUUUCAUCCUAUAAUUUAUAUAGAAUGUGGGGCAUAUACUAGUUCAAUAAUUGAUGGGAAUAAAAAUUUGUGGAUGUGGGGUUGGAAUAAAUAUGGGCAAAUAGAUUGUUCAUAUAUAAAAGAACAGAUGGAAAAGAUGAAAAAAAUAGAAAAAAAAAAAGAGAAUGAAAAUGAAAACGAAAAUGAACAGUUAUAUAGAAGAAAUAGUAAUAAAUAUGUAAACAUUCCAAGAAAUAUAAAAAUAAAAAAUAAAAAUAUAAUUCAAAUAAGUUUAGGAAAAUAUCAUAGUUUGUGUUUGACAGAGGACAGAUCAGUUUAUGUAUGGGGAUAUUUAUUAAACAAGAACAAAAAAAAGACAGAGAAAAAAAAAAAAAAAAAAAAAAAUAAUAAUAAAAUAAACGGAUUAACUAACGGAAUGAAAAUAAAUAUAUGCUUUUUUAAAGAUAAAAGUGAUAAAAAUUAUUAUAAAUAUUUUAUAAAAAUAACAAAAAUUAAAUGUUUAACCAAUUUAUAUAUAUCUAAUAUUGUAUCUUCAUGUACCCAUACUGUUUUUAUUGCUCCAAUAAAUUAUUUAAACAUAAAUGAAAUAAAUAAUAAUUUAUUAUAUACAAAUAAAAAUGCUGGUGAUAAAUAUAGACGUAAUAUUCUCUUAAAAAAUAUGAACGAAAAUUCAAAAAACGAAAUUUUGAAAUACUUUUCAGAUUAUGUUAUAACUAGAGGAGGUGAUAAUAUUUAUUAUGUUAAAUAUACAGAUUUAUAUUAUUUAGUAAAUAUAAAUAAAAAUAAAAAUAAAAAUAAUAUUUUUUCUAAAAACAAUUAUGGAAAUAUAUAUUAUAUAAACGAUAAAUUUCAUUUAAGCACUCCUGCUACCAUUUCACAAGGAUAUUAUACGGAUCAAAUAAAUUACGAUAGAAUAAAUUACGAUAGAACAAAUUACGAUAGAACAAAUUACGAUAGAACAAAUUACGAUAGAACAAAUUACGAUAGAACAAAUUGCGAUCAAAUUAGCAUGCUUAAAAAUUAUGAAUUAUUUAAAGAAAUAAAAUUAAAUAGUAGACAAAAUUAUGAUAAAAUUCCCCAAAUGGAGGUAGACAGUUGCAAUUAUCAUAUAAAUAAGAUAAAUCAAAUUUUCGAAAAAAUAAUGAAACCUUUAUAUAUAUAUAAUGAAAAUAAUUUAGGAGAAAUAAAUAAUAUACAAAUAUUUCGUAUUGGAGUUGGGAAAAAUUUUUGUAUAUUUUUAACAUCAUCAUCAUUUAGUAAAAUAUUAAAAGAUGUUUGCAUUAAUAAAGAUAUUAGAAAUAGUAGAUAUAUAGAAUGGGAAAAUUGUAUAUCUAAAUUUGAUAUAUUUCGAAACAAUGGUCCUAAAAAUAAUUUAUAUUGUAUUGGAAAUUCAGAAUAUGGACAAAUAUUAUUACCUAGCUAUUGUAAAGAAAGUAAUGUGCCUGUACAUGUUCAUAAAAAUAAGUUGAUAGACAAAAUAAUAUUAAAAAAUAAUAAUAAAAAAUAUCAUAAAUUUUUUAAUAUAAAAAGUAAAAGAAGAAAUAGAGAAUUUAGCAUUUAUGAAAGUAGAAGUGUGAAUAGUUGGGUUAGUGAUAAUGAUCAAGAUUCUAAAAUUGAACCAGAUAAUUUAUUAAAAAUGAAUAUAUCAUGUUCAGAUGAAGAAUUUUCAAUAAAUAAUAAAUCAAUUAAUUCUCAAAUUAAUAAAAAUAAAUUUAUUUCAUUUUCUAAUUAUUCAAAUACACAAUACACUGAACAAAACAAUGUCCAUAAUUAUUUUUUUAAAAAUAAUUUAUUUAAAGAUAAAUUUGAAAAUAUAGAAACAUAUCAAAAUUGGAAAAAUAAAGAUAUAACAAAUAAAGACAUUGAAAUGAAUGAGAGAUUUGGCGAAUUAUGUCAGAUAGGAAGAGUAAAAAAAAUGCAAAAAAUACAAAACAUGCAAAAAAAUAAUUGUUUAUUUAAUUUGAAAAAAGAAACAUGUCAAAAUUAUGACUUAAAAAAUGUGAUAAAAUUAGAAAAUAACAAUCUUAGCUUCAUCCAAAUAAAAGAUAAAAAUUGUACAAAUAAAUCAUUUUCUUUAUUUGAAAAUAUAUUAGAUUAUAAAUAUAGUUUAAAAUGGGAAGAUGAUUAUAAAGAUGUUCAAAUAUAUAGAUCUGUUUCAGAAAAUUAUGAUAAUAAUAUAAAUAGUAGAAAAAACAAUUCAGACAAUAACAUGGGUUUUAUAUUAAAAGAUAUGUAUAAAAAUAAUCCAAGCCAUAUUUCAAAUAAAAGUAUAAAUUUUGAUUUUACUGAAGAAUCAAAUAAAACUAAAGGAAGCUAUCAUGGUUGUAUAUUUAAUAAUAAUUUUGGAUCUUUUUAUAAUAAGUUAUAUGGAGAUAAUGAUAUGAAUGGGAAAAGAAGUGAAAUAUUUUCUUUAACACAUGACUAUUGUAAUGAUGUAAAAAAGGAUGGUGAAAAUGGUGAAAAUUGUGAAAAUUGUGAAAAUGGUGAAAAUGGUGAAAAUUAUGAAAAUUGUGAAAAUUGUGAAAAUGGUGAAAAUUAUAAUUCAUUUUCUAUUUAUACAAGCGAUGAACAAGAUGAUUCCAUACAAAAUAAAAGAAAAUUUUCUUUGGGAAAUAAAAAGGAAAAUAUUCGAAAUUUAAUAUUAAGAUAUAUUGAUAAUAUAAGUGAUGACAUUUUUAAAAACCAAAAUUGUUAUGAUAAGUUAAAUAAUAAUAAAAAUAUAAAAAGACAUUUUAAAGUAUUUAAAAAAAGGAAUUCUUGUUUAUGGAAUUAUUUUAGAUAUCAUAAAAAAAAUAAAAGUCAUAAAAAUCAUUCAGAUAAUAUUGUAAAUAUUAAUUUAUUAGAUGUUGCAUGUGGAGAUUAUCAUUCACUUAUUUUGGUAGAAAUUGAUAUAUUAUCAUAA
Plasmodium yoelii is the source of this 4557-nucleotide messenger RNA. RefSeq lists its product as uncharacterized. The coding region runs from base 1 to 4557 and encodes 1518 amino acids. The transcript has a single exon. The record is from RefSeq and is a predicted model, not a curated record. Lineage: Eukaryota; Apicomplexa; Aconoidasida; Haemosporida; Plasmodiidae.